Molecule: messenger RNA, 2704 nt
Organism: Anguilla anguilla (European eel)
Lineage: Eukaryota; Metazoa; Chordata; Actinopteri; Anguilliformes; Anguillidae
Product: integumentary mucin A.1-like
Exons: 7
Coding region: 317-1483 (388 amino acids)
Biological process (GO): interleukin-15-mediated signaling pathway
Cellular component (GO): plasma membrane
Molecular function (GO): interleukin-15 receptor activity
Source: RefSeq, a predicted model, not a curated record
AUCCCUGGAAUACGUUCCGACUUUAACCUAUGGCGGAUCAGAUAACCAUAAAUUAAAGUCGGAACGUAUCUUAAGCCAGGGUUCUAGAAUGCAUUUAGCCCAGAUUUAAGUGCAGUGUGAAAAGCUCUUUAGAUUCUUAUAAAUAGCCUAGGCUACAACAAUUCGACCGCUGCAGCUGUAACAUUAAUCAACCCCAUAUAAUUUUCAAACCUCUCGUACUCGACGGCAAAAAAGUGAAAGUGAAAGAAGAAAAAAUACAAAUGUUUUCCUCACUGCAGAGUCGGCAGAACUGCACGUUCUGAUCCCUCGUGCAUGCAUGGGACCUGCAUUUAUGAGAUUCUGUGGGAGAUAUAACCGUAUUAUGUCCGGUAAUGUUACCCGUUUAUUUUUCAUGCUGCUAUCUCUCGCAAAGAUUCGUCACUAUGGGAUUUUGUGUGACAGCGAAUCCUGCCCCGCCCCACCGCAUAAAAACCACACCAAGCCCUUCAACCAAACGCAGAUUUAUCAGGAGGAUGAGAAGCACCGCUACGCCUGUGCCGAGGGCUUCGUCCGGAAAGCCGGAACGUCCGCGCAGAUCAGAUGCAGCAGGAGCGGGAACGCCUUGAAGUGGGAUGACGAAGGCAGGCCCACCGCGCUCGUGUGCAUACGUGAUCCAAGGCUGAAGCCAUUGGAAGCACCGCAAUCUACGCCCACCGCAUUAGAACCCAAAAGCACCAUAGCGACGACCACGAUGUCAGUAACUGCAGUGACCGUAACCACGGAGGAGUCAACACCCCGGACGACCCCUGUCGUGACAGCGAACACCAUCGCGUCAACUCCACAGAACACGGCACCCACACUAACCCCCACAACGCCUUCCCACAAACUAACCCCCACAGGAACAUCCCCUUCCCACACACUAACCCCCACAAGAACAUCCCCUUCCCACACACUAACCCCCACAAGAACAUCCACUUCCCACACACUAACCCCAAGAACAUCCCCUUCCCACACACUAACCCCCACAAGAACAUCCACUUCCCACACACUAACCCCCAUAAGAACAUCCCCUUCCCACACACUAACCCCCAUAAGAACAUCCCCUUCCCACACACUAACCCCAAGAACAUCCCCUUCCCACACACUAACCCCCAUAAGAACAUCCCCUUCCCACACACUAACCCCCACAACAUCACCCCGUUCCCCAAAACGAACGUCCUUCACGCAGAAGACCACCACCAAAGUGCAGCACUCACCUCCGGACACAACUGAACCCAAUAACCAAGGACCUGGGCAAGUCGCACAGAACAAGACUACCACUGUAUCUCUUGGCGUGAUUGCAGUGAUCUUUCUCCUCAUCGCACUAAUACUGGUGGCACUCCGACAGAUGAGAAAUCGCCGAGGGUUCAGAUUACCACUGGCUGAACAAAGACAACAGAUUCCCAUGGGACCCAUAGAACCACAAGACCAGAGAUACAUCCCUGUUGCGCUACAAGACCAGUGAAGACUAGUCCCAAAUACGUACGCAAAAGUAAUGUACAUAUACAGGUGUGUGUGUGUGUGUGUGUGUGUGUGUGUGUGUCUGUACAAAGUGUGAAUGAAAACUGCACGAUGUGAGGACAAAGGUCAGUUUAGUGCGGAGCAGAGGAAUUCUGCAGUUGCUGCGCUCCAGACUAUUCAUGUGGGAAUAAUAACACUCAUGUCACACAGCCAGGAAAACUUGACCGGCUGCCCCCCAGCUAGGGAAACAGCGGCCUCCACGCUGGCCGUCCCACGGAAUUUGGGACGGACCCGUCUCCACACUCCAGUUCCGCUCUCUGAGACACCAUUUUACACUCGGCUCCUUCACAGCGGGGUGACCGGCGACCUCCGAGCAGCUCCACGACCACGACUCCGCACAACCGCACCGGCCCAGGGGUUCGAAAGCAUUUUAAAGACCAAGGCCAAGCCGCGGGGGCGACAGCGCCGCAGUCCGUCUCCAUUCACACGCGCAAAGGUUCAACGGUCAGGCUGCGCUCGGAAGCCGGGCCAGAUACCACAGGGAGGUUUCAACGCACUCAACCCCUUACCGCCAGCGGACGAGGACUUACCGCGGGCUGUGACGGGCGCUCCUGGGACGCGGGGCCGCUAGACGCCGCUCAGAAUCUCACGGGCGGCGUUCCGCAGAGCCGUUUUCCGCUUUCGAUCGCCACGUGGACCUUGAACUCGCCCUCACCGAUCGGCUGCUGCUGCUGCCCCGAAAUGGACGCCUGGUGAACUGCACUCCUUUGGCCAGGCUAACCGACCCGGCACGCAAGGGCCACCGAGCGGCUAACACACUGUCAAACUGUGGACGUGUAUGAUGUCACUUCCUGCACAAACUCCAGUGUAAACACACAGCGGGCGAGAACAGUGAGCUGCGAAAUGAGUGUGUCUGAGCAUUCACCAGAACGCGUGUUAAAUGUCCUAAACGUUAAACGCGUGCCAGUGCAUGCAUGUGGGCUUUGUGCACAUGUACUAGAGUGUGUGUGUGUUGUGCGUUUGUUGUGUGUGGUGUGCGUUUGUUGUGUGGGUGUGUGUGUGUACGCAUACAUGCAUGUAUAUAUGAAUAUGAUUAUGCACUCCAUUGGUACACUGCCAUAACAUAUUGGAGAAGCCCCCUACAAAUGGACUGGGCAUUUGGCUUUCUCCAUUUUCCUUCUUACCAGCAAAAUUUGGUGCAAUUUUGAAUGACCACCAUGGAACA